Messenger RNA from Drosophila arizonae, 4193 nucleotides. RefSeq names its product histone-lysine N-methyltransferase ash1 (gene ash1). Gene Ontology annotation, molecular function: histone H3K4 methyltransferase activity; protein binding; DNA binding. The record is from RefSeq and is a predicted model, not a curated record. Gene Ontology annotation, cellular component: nucleus; nucleoplasm. Gene Ontology annotation, biological process: regulation of DNA-templated transcription. Lineage: Eukaryota; Metazoa; Arthropoda; Insecta; Diptera; Drosophilidae.
UUGUUUUAUUAUUGAAAUUAUAGAUUAUAGCUUGCAAAAUAUUGUAAAUGUAAUGCGAUUAACUAUUAAAAGCCAGUGCAAGUGUUUAAUAAAUGAUCAGCAAUUAAGUUGAAAGUGCAUUGAAGCAUGUCGCGUCGCACCUUUGGAACAAAGCAGCAGCAGUGAAAAUUCAACGCGAGACUGCAGGGUGAAAACGGCGCCAUUUUAAGAAGCAAAACAAAGCCAGCAGCAAAAGCAGCAAGCAAAACUUGAAUGCAAUGCAAUUAAAGGCGCAAAAAGCAUAUGCAUAUGCUCAAAUAACAAUUUCAUUAUCGGUGUGCAUAAUCAAUUAACGCUACAAAAAAAUUACAAAACCUCCGCCCUCGAGUCGAAAUAUGAGCAGUGGCCAAAAUGAGGCAUCAGCAGCAGCAAAAAAGGAAAAGGUUCUCGAAACGCAGCAACGUACACAAGAAUCCGGCAGUGAAAAUGAGGAAACCGACUCUAUUACGGAUCAGUCGAGUCAAUCGAAGUCUACGAAAUCAGCAACACAAUUUAGCGUGCAGCGUUCGGAUAUUGAUGGACUGCGCAUGAGAAUCUCGGCCAUAAGGAACCCGCCCGCAGCGCAAGCAGCCGCAACGUCAACGAACGCAGCAACAAGUUUAACAAAUUCGACUCAAGCUCGAAAGGAAGCGUCGACAGUUGAGAAUAUUUCGCGUAAGAAGCUGACAAAGGUGCGCAAGAUGAGCGAGGCUCAGGAGCUGAGCGGCUGCUCGACAGAUGCCAAGGACAGGCAUAGAGACAAAGAAAGGGAGAGAGAGAGGGAGAAAGAUAAAGUCUUAUCAAUUGCAAACACAACCAAAAAGAUAAAAGUCAAACGGAAGAAGAUUGCGCAAAAGAGCAGCAGCAACUUCAUGGCCAAUAACAAUAAUAAUAACAAUAGCAAUGGUAAAACGAAUCGCACGGCUGCAGCUGUAUUUAGCUCCGAUUCGGAUGAUGACUUGCCCUUGAAGAUGCACAUUCAGCGUGCACCGCGUCUGCUGCUAACGGCAAUUGGUGGCAGCCAGGGCGACCAUCAUCACAUGGGCAUCUCCAGCAGCGACAACGAGGAGCUGGUCAAAGCAGCCGACCUGGUCAAGGCGGCCAUUAAGCGUGUCGAAAGCGAUGCCGAGGACAACAGCAGCAUUUCAGCUGGCAUUGCUGCCGCCAAGGUUAAGCAACAGCAUCUGCCCCAAUAUCAAUCCACACUGUUGCAGGACUUUAUGGAGAAGACACAAAUGCUGAAUCACACAGGCAGCACCAACAGCUUAGCCGAUGCAGCAGCUGCAGCUCCAGCUGCAUCGGCAUCUACUAGCAGCAGCAGCAACCUCGCACAACAGCAGCUGUUGCAGCAACAGCAACAGUUGCAGCAACAGCAACAGUUGCAGCAACGCAAGCGACGCGGCCGCCCCAAGAAGCUGCAACCAACUGUUGCCGCUGCCAGCGUAGCUCCCCUGCCCGUYGCCGUGCCCACCAUCAAUGAGUCGGCAGACUCGGGCGUCAUMAGCACCACGCCCUCGCCCAAAAUGCAGCCAGCGGCAAUGGCCAGCGACAAUGCAAAGCCGAAAAUUGAUAUGGCCUAUCUGGAUAAGCGCAUGUAUGCAACGGCGGAACGUGUGCUGUAUCCGCCGCCGCGCAGCAAGCGACGGCAGGGCAACAAGAAGGACAAGAAGGAGGAUGUGCAGGUGGAUCCGCUGUGGCGCAAGAUCGACGUGAACAAGAAGUUUCGCUUGCGCAGCGUCAGCGGCUACAAAAGCGACGGAGGCGGCGGUGGUGGCACAUCGAAUACCAUUUGCAGCAAAAUCCUCGCCGCCAAAAGCGGCUACGUCUCGGACUAUGGCAGCGUGCGGCAUCAGCGGCACAAUCACAAUUCGGGCUAUAAAUCGGAUGCCAGCUGCAAGAGCCGCUACAGCAGCCGCAGCUGCGCCAGUCGCAGUCGCAGCCGCAUGAGUCGCGCCAAGAGCUGCGGCUAUCGCAGCGACUGCAAGGAAUCCUCGGGUAAAUCAAGCAAAUCGCUGCGGCGCCGCAGACGCGCCUCUAUGCUGCGGAGCGGGCAUGAGCAGGCAGCGAGUGCGCUCAGCGAUGAGCACGAUCAGGAUAUACUGCAGCUGGCGGGGCUCUCGCUKGGCCAGAGCAGCGAGGAGAGCAACGAGUACAUUAGCAAGCCGAGUCUCAAGUGUUUGCCCAGCACGAGUGCCAGCAAGAAAUAUGGUGAGAUCAAUCGGUUUGUCACCACUGGACAAUAUUUUAGUGGAGCAGCAAAGGCCACAGCYGGGAGUCUUGCGSCCGGAGCCAGCACGCCGAUAGCGACAGCAGCGGUGGCAGAUAACUUUAUGCAGGGUAAGAUGUUGCUGCAACGCAAGCACUCCAUUAGCCAGGAUACGAUUGUGCCCAGCAAGAGUGCGUGUAAAAUAAAGAGUCGACGUUCGUCGGCGGCCAGCAUGUGCAGCAGCUAUGUGUCGGGCGUGUCGCGACGACGACGGCAGCGCAGGAAGAGCAUGAGUCAUUCGAAAUCCUUAAACAUUGACUCAAAGCUGCUAACCGAAAUAGACAUCAUUGCAAGCACAUUUCACGCGCGGUGUCGCAUUCAGGAGGAUCGGCUGACAGCGAGCAGCGGCAAGGAGAAAUUGCUGGCCGAGGCGAACAAGCUGCAGGCCACCNCACCCAUUGCAGCGACGUUGCCGCUGCUAAAUGGCGGCGGCAGCGGCAGCAGCAACGUAGCCGGCACUGGCAGUGGAGCCACCAAGCCGCUGAAACGUGCCCUGAAGAAGCGCAAACUAAACGAACCGCUGAUUGACUUUGCCAUGCUCUCGGCCAGCGCUGGCAAUGCGAAUGGCAUCAGCAAUAGCAACAGCAGCAGCAGCAACGGCGGCGCCAAGCGACGCCAUAAGAAGUCCAGCAGCUACAGCGGCGGCAGCAACAGCUCUAGUCCCGACGAUCAUAAGCUGCCGYUGAAGAAGCGCCAUUAUCUGGUCACAACGGGCGCCGAGGUGUCGGCGUCGGCGUUUGCCAGCAACGGCAAGCUGAAUGCCGAGGCGUGGGCAGCUGCUGCAGCGGCGGCCAAGAGCAGCGUCAAUACCAAGGCCCAGGCGCAGUUCAAUGCCAAGAAGCUAACGCCCAAGAAGCGACAUUUGCUGGUCAGCCAGGAGGCCAGUGGCAGCGGCUCCUCGGCAGCGGGCAACGCCUCUCCAUUGCGCAUUGUCGUCGAUAAUAAUUCCAUAAGCGGCGGCAAGCUGCUGGACAUCAGUCCCAGUUCGCUGUGCUCGCUGAAGCAGCAGCGUCGUCAGGGCGCCAAGUCGAAGAACUCCACGGUGGCGAUAGCKGGCGCAGCUGCUCGUGAGCUGCCGCAGCAACUGCAGUCGCCCGCMGGCAGCAACAGCUGCCCGCCGCCGGGCAUCUUUGAGCCGUCGGUGGAACUGGAAAUCCAAAUACCCAUAGCCAAGUUAAACGAGGCGGUUAUCACAAAAUCGGAGGUGGAGUCACCUCUGCUGGCAGCCAUGGACAUGAAAGAGGACGCCAACAAGAAGGAGCAGUGCCAGCGCGUGCUGGAAACGCUGCUGCACAAGACGGGCGGCAAUUUGUUGCUCAAGCGCAAGCGCAAGAAAAUCAAUCGCACCGGCUUUCCCACAGUGAGGCGGAAGAAGCGUAAGGUGAGCGUUGAGCAGACAGCGAAUGCACAGCAGCAACAGUCACAGCCACAGCAACAGCAGCAGCAGCAGCAGCAGCAGCAGCAACUGGAGCAACAGCAACUGUUGCCCGCUCGUGAAACGCGCAGCAGCAGCACUCUGGCUGCCGCUGUCACAAUGGAUUGCGAGCGUGUGCCGCAGCCAGGCGAGGCGCGAGAGACAUUUGUGGCUCGCAGCAGCAACCAGCGCACGCCGCGUUUGUCGGUGGUGGCCCUGGAGCGUUUGCAGCGACCCCCAACGCCAGCAAAUAGUGGAGCGGCAGCUCGAGGCAAGCCACGCGGCAGAGGCAGACCSAARUUGCAAAAGCAGCUGCCACAGCAACAGCAGCAGCAGCAAGAGCAGCCACUGCGACUGCACUAAACACAAAUUCAUUUSAUAGUUGUAGAGGAAUUGCUGUGCCAGAGUUCAGAAAUCUUGUGCGUGCUCGUUAAUCAAACACUUCGUACAUAYACAAAAGCAACAAACAAACAUACACACAUACAUGCAUAUAAA